Molecule: messenger RNA, 7176 nt
Organism: Drosophila biarmipes
Lineage: Eukaryota; Metazoa; Arthropoda; Insecta; Diptera; Drosophilidae
Gene: Ca-beta
Product: voltage-dependent L-type calcium channel subunit beta-2
Exons: 10
Coding region: 1302-3827 (841 amino acids)
Biological process (GO): regulation of voltage-gated calcium channel activity; chemical synaptic transmission; neuromuscular junction development
Cellular component (GO): voltage-gated calcium channel complex
Molecular function (GO): protein binding; high voltage-gated calcium channel activity
Source: RefSeq, a predicted model, not a curated record
UACGCACUGGAAGCGGACGAGAAAACUCUACACGAUUUCCAGAGCGGAGCGGAAUUUUCGCCUUCCACAUACAGAAACGAUUCAGUUUGCGUGCGGAGUAGAACCGUUUGAAAGUCGGAAAAGCGAGGGUCCCAAUCGAAUCGAAAUCGAAGGAUGUGAAUCCAGUGAAAUCCUGAAAAAGACACUGCGAAUCGGUACAGGAUUUACUCAGUGAAGGGAUUCAAAAACGUUGGGACUCGGUUGGAUUUCGGCAGCACAGAAGAAAGCCCCGCCACGCUCAACGGAAAUCAGUUUUCGCGACCUAUUCGCCUGUGCCACCCCCUCUCUCCGCCCGUGUUUUCCAGUACAUUUUGUGUGCAUAUACUAGAAAAAAGUGAUGUGAGCAGAGAACCGCGACACGACGCCACUGACAUAAAUUCCUAUUUUUAACUUUCCUGGGGCCAAUUCCCCGUCGAUGCGGAAUCAAUUCCGAAUCGCCAGCCGUAUGCAAAUUGUGCUGAAAUUAAGGCGAGAAAGGGCUGCGGAAACGGAAAUCCCUUCCAGUUGGCAAUUUAAAGUUAUUUCGCCUGUGGCUUCCAAACCGUUUGACAAUCGUCUUUCUCUCUCUCGGCCUGUGGCUCCCUCUCGCUCUCUCUCCACCGGAGUGUCUCUCUCGCACACUGGAUAUCGGUGUUUUUGUGUCAGUGUCAAAAUCGAAUACCGCCUAACCCGAUGAUUGCAAUCGCUAGCCGUAGAAUAUUGCCAAUGUCAAUGCUAAUCAUACGCAAAAGUGCUGUAAUUAGGUUCUUGUGUCCUGCCAAAAAACCACUUGAUAGUGGAGUAUGCUAAGCAAAUCUCGUACAACCUGAGCAUCCAUUUAGAGUGCUUUUAUAGUCUUUUUACAACACACAAGUACCAACUAAGGGUGAUUGCAAACUCACCAGCUAACCAGCUAACUAGCUCACCAGCUCGCAUUGGUUUCACAAAGAGCUACGAGUGCAGAAACGCAGAAAUUCCUUCGAAAAAGUCCAGAAAUUCGCCGAACACACUCGUCUUGCCAAGUCUGCGCUCACCGAAAGCGGAUAGUAACCACAAUUGUCUUGGAGCAAGCAUACGUAACCAUUGCCAGCUCAACGUCUUGACAGCCACCACCAGCAGCAUCAUCACCACCUUCCCCGCCACCGCCACCGCCAUCAUCAUCGCCAUCAGCUCCGCACUCGCACCAUCUGGUGGUGCUGGUGUUGCUGUUGUCCUCGCACCGGGUCGUCGGAAACAUCGGCAAGAUAUCUUCGUUCGAAGAAGACUACCGGGCUGACAGGCCCAUGGUGCAGCGCGCCUCAUCCUCGGAUGCACCCUCCGUUCAGGGUGGCCAACAUCGAGAGUCUCGAUUUGGCCUUGGAUACCCCUCCUACCAGAGUGGAUACAACAAACUGUUCACACAGGGUUCUGCCGACUCGAACUACUCACAACCGUCAUCCGAUCUGUCGCUAGACGAGGAAAAGGAAUCGCUUCGGCGAGAAAAGGAACGUCAGGCCUUAAGCCAGUUGGAUAAAGCGAGGAGCAAACCAGUGGCGUUCGCUGUGCGAACCAACGUAGCAUACGAUGGCGCCAUCGACGACGAUUCGCCGGUGCAGGGCGGCGCAGUUUCGUUCGAGAUCCGGGAGUUCCUGCACAUCAAAGAGAAGUACGACAAUAACUGGUGGAUCGGCCGGCUGGUCAAGGAGGGCUGUGAUGUGGGCUUCAUACCCAGCCCCGCUAAGCUAGACAACAUUCGCAUGCAGAACCAAACCAGACCCUCAAGACUGUAUGGCACAAAGGGCUCGUCGAGCGGGAAUCUUGGUGCGGGCGGACAAGCAGGUGCGGAGCCAUCUCGAGGUAGCACACCCCCCACACCUGGUGACGAAUCAGAUUCCAUGGGACCAGGACGACACGGCAAGACCCCGGUGGCGGCGGCCAACAAGGAGAAGCGCAAGCCGUUCUUCAAGAAGCAGGAGACGGCCAGUCCCUACGACGUGGUGCCCUCGAUGCGGCCCGUAGUCCUGGUGGGGCCCAGUCUCAAGGGCUACGAGGUGACCGACAUGAUGCAGAAGGCCCUCUUCGACUUCCUCAAGCACCGCUUCGAGGGCCGCAUCAUCAUCACGCGCGUGAUGGCCGACAUCUCGCUGGCCAAGCGCUCCAUCAUGAACAACCCCUCGAAGCGGGCCAUCAUGGAGCGAUCCUCCAGCCGGAGCGACUGCCUCGGCAAGGUGCAGGAGGAGAUCGAGCGCAUCUUCGAGCUGGCCCGCUCGCUCCAGCUGGUCGUGCUCGAUUGUGAUACAAUCAAUCAUCCGUCACAACUAGCGAAAACUUCAUUAGCGCCAACAAUAGUGUACUUAAAGAUUAGUAGUAGUAAGGUUUUACAGCGUUUGAUCAAAUCACGUGGCAAGUCGCAGGCGAAAAACCUCUCCGUUCAAAUGGUCGCCGCCGAGAAGCUAGCCCAAUGUCCACCGGAUAUGUUCGAUGUAAUCCUAGACGAGAAUCAGCUGGAAGACGCCUGCGAGCACAUUGCGGAGUACUUGGAGACCUACUGGAAGGCCACCCACCCGGAUAUAAGAGCCGUGCCGCCCAUCGCCCGCCCCCUGCCGCAGGAGGCCUCGCCCUCCGCCGAUCCCGCACGUCUGGGUCCGACGCCUCCAGUAGAUGGCGAGGAGUUUGUCGAUGAGCAGGAUCAGGAGCCCAGGAUGGGCCACUCCGGCGGAGAGCGCGAGGGCAGUCGGGAGCGCGAUCGCGAGCGCGAUAGCAGGGAAAGGGAGCGCGAGAGGGAGAGGGAGCGGGAGCGGGACUACUGGGAUCGGGAGUUCAACAGAGAUCGCAGCUCCAAGGACCGGGAGAGGGACCUCGAGUGGGAGCGGGAGAGGGCUCGCGAGUGGGAGAGAGAGCGGGAACGAGAUUGGGAUAGAGAGUUCGAUUGGGACCAAGGAGGAGCCUCUUACCAGCACAGUCGCCGACAACCGACCUCGGGUCGCCACCAGGAGCGCGGCGGCGGCGUUGGCGGUGGCUACGAGCGGGAUCGCGAGCGGGAGCGGUACGAGCGGCGCGAACGGGACCUCAUGCACUACGACCUCAACAGCGACGAGCUGCUGGACGAGCGCAACUUCGAGUACCCGGCGAUGAGGAGCGGACCCAGCGGCGCCUCCCACCACGGCCACCUGUCCAGGGGCGGGCGCCUGCUGGACGACCCGGAGUUUGAGCGCGAGGAGGCCCAGAUGAGGAUGAGCAGCUCGCGCUACGGACCUUCGACCCGGAUCGACGACCCCCGGGACCUGCCGCGGGGCGCCACCGUUGUCGAUCGCGAUGAAUACAGUCCGCACAGAGGUGGUGGGAGUAGUAGGAGAAUGCUUAAUGCCAUGUCGUCCAGACCGUUGGGCCUGCCCCGCCAAUCUUCCCUGCCCAGCAAUAGAGCACCCAUGUCCUACCUGCCCCGCCAGUCGUCCCUGGGCACGCACUGGCUGUCCUCCUCCUCCCAGAGCACCCUCGAUCCAGGAACCCAAUCUCGCCGAGAGCUUUAUCCACUGCUGCACCAGCCGCAGUCGUAUCCCCAGAACCGAUCCCAAUACACCCACUCGUACACAGCCGCUCCCCAGCACACAAGUCAGUCGCGCUCACACUCGCAGUCGCAGUCGCACUCGCACUCCCAGUAUCGCUACUCCGUGCAGGACACGUCCUUCGCCCACCCGCCAAGAUCCCUGCGCGAGGAGUUCCUCAGUCCCACCAUGAGCAAGGUCGAAGCUGUCACGCACGCCAUCCGCAACAAGAUCAUCGUGGAGGAGGACGAGGAGGACAUCCUGAGCACGGAUCGGUUCUAUUAAAGAGAUUUCAGUCGCCACCCCGCGUCGAUUAGGCUUGGGUUACUUUUUUGAGGGCCAGGAAGCUUCUUUGAGAAAGCAGCAGUGCCAAAACACACGACACAUUUGUAAAUGUUCCAUUCGCAGAUCAGAUCAAUUUGGUAGCAACUCACAACACAACACAACACAACACACGAACAGAAACAGAAACACACAAAGUAGCUGGUUAAAUAUAAAGUGGACGUUGAAGCGGCGGUUAGAGCGAACGUUAAAGCAAACCAAGGAAGCAGCCCAAUGCCAAGUGGGGCCUUAUGUGUCUUAAAUGCUAUAGCUAUAGCUAAGUGUAAUCAGAUUUUAUUUGAGUAAUGUGAAUUUAAAUUAAAUGGUCUAAGCCUAAGAGUUAAGCUAGUCGACAGUUGAAAUUAAAAGUUGAAGGAGUCCGCAGCCACCCAACAACAUUUGUUGGUCCCCCCACGGGUCUCGUAUUUGUUAUGCAAUCGAUUGACUAAGUACAUAAAUAAGUGUCAGCUUUAAUAAUUUAGUGAACGUGUCUUAAUCUAAGUCGGGCCUCAGAAGCACACUCCCACACCCGCACACAACCCCACACACAACCCCACACACAACACACACUCAGUUGACUGUGAAACGAUUGAAAUCUCUUUAAUCUAAAAUCGAUGCCCCAUUCUCGCAUCAUCCCUCUUCUUCCUCUACUCAUCUACUCAUAUCUUGACACUUCCUUCAGCCCAUCCGGUAGGACUGCAGUGUGCUUUAAGCCAAAUAAGUAGAUUAAAGUCAUUAUUUUAAACUAAAUUCACACACUAUCUGUUCAAGAUUCCUGGAGUUUCUGAUUAUGCUACUCUUAAUGUACGUCACUUUGAAGCUACUUUUAGUGACUGAUAAAAACUUGCAUCUUCCCAAUAUUUUAGUUCAUGCACCGGAAUCUCUAGAUAAAUCCAAAUAGUAAACACAUCGAUUUAUUUUAAUCACUUUUUCAAUACUUUCGAAUUGAGCUUAAUUGAAACGCACUCUGUAGACCUCCUUCUUCCAACAGCAAUACCUUCGACCUAGAUACCUUGUCACACCAUAUCAUGCCACACACCUGCCAAAAAGCGCACAGUUCGCGCUCGCAGCUCCAAGUUUAAGCUGGACUGCUCGCGAACAGGCCUCUAAUCCGGGUCGGGAUCGAGCAUUGAUCACAGCUAUGACCCGGGCCUAGGUAUAGCGUCUAACUACCAGUGCCUUAUAACCAUCAAAUCGAGUUACACACAGCACCCCUCCACUCCAGAUGUAUUGCAUUUCCCGGCCAAAAGGAUCAUCCUGCCCACAACUACCAUCCGCUACAGUCGAAUGCGUCAAAAUUAUUGUUCAAGUAUUGUAAGUACCUACACGCAAUGUCGAGACGAGAAACGUUGAUCUGGCCCAUUCCGAACGAGCACUCCUUUUACAAUUCCAACCACCAUGCUAAAUUUGUCGAUCAUUAGUUGUCGAACUGAGCUAGCGCCCAACAAUGAUGAACCGCACUGCAUUCAAAUCGAUCGCCACCUCGAGUAAGAGUUGAAGUAUGGCUACUAGCUAGUUGAUCUGUAGCACACCCACAGAGCCUCCUUCUGUCCAUGGACUACAGCCGGAACCUCACGGGGACACGGUUUGUAGAACCGGGUAGCGGACAGGCCAGGCCGGAAGCCGGAAAUUAAAGCGAAAAUCUAGUACUUUUAUAUAAGAGAUACAAGGUGAUAUAACUACAUUUUGGAAAGCAAAUUUGAACAGCGCACGACAUAUACAGAUACCUAGAUGAAAUUGUUAGCGACAUUCAGGAGGAAUGAGAUUAGAACCCAGGGGGCUGCAAAAUAAAGGGAUAACCUCUGAGAGAACACAUUCAGGGGACAUUUGCGAUUUACUUUCAAAAAGGUUUUUGCUACGCCUUUCCCCUAAGUCUAAUUGGAUGGGUUGGCCAAGGCACUGGAGGCGCUUAACGAGGAACAAAACAUUUAAAUUUUACGGAAAGCAGCAUAAAAAGUGGCAACCAAAAAUGAUCUAUGUAUUAGCUAAACCUAAAUGAAAUAUUACUUUUUAAUACUAGCAUAAAGUUAAAAACAAAACUAGAUACGAUCCUUCGCAGCUAGGGAGGGGACAAACGGAAUACUUAAGUUUAAAGAUCAGCCGAUGGGAAUGUGUACGUCAGAACAUUGCACAUAACUCACAGAACUGGUAAUUCAAUAUAUGAUAAUGGUAUAUAUUAAAAGGUACACACAUUUAUAAAGGUACAUAUACAUUUAUACAUGAAUAUGUACGUUCUUACUAUAAUUAACAAAAUUUAAACCAAAACAGAUACAUCAGCCGGCAUUUUGUAAGCGUGAGAACCGAAAUAUGAAAAAGUAAUAUUCAAUAAAAUAAUAGAUUAUCCCAGAUAUUGUUAGAUACUUUCUGGAAACGGAAAGGCGUACUUUGCCAUGGAAAUUUCAUCAGAUCUGAUAGGAACUAUGUUGAAAAUAUUUUGUAAGAUGCCUUAAAUUUCUCAACUUAAAUUCUUUGAAAGUUUCGGAAAACUAAACUUGAUAAAUUCAUAUAUUCCAUUACAUAACCUUCUUGUAGGUGAACAAAGAGUCGCCAAUCAUUUUUGCAAAAAAACAGGUUUGCUUAUAUAUAUAUAGCGAUUUUUUGUAAUAAUCAAACCUUAUUUCCGAUUAACAAACAAACGAAAACCAAAACCAAGCAAUUUAAUUUUGUUGACACUCUAAAAAACUAAAAGAAACACACACAAGCAAACAAAUUUUAUAGCAAGAAUACUGAAACUUUAAGAAGGAUACGCCUAUAUAUAACUAAAUUUAGCGGUAACAACUUCUCUACUUUUCAAGCCACUUAAAUAAAAAAGCAAACCUUAUUUUUUUAGCCUAAACCCUCUUAAACUGAAAGAAAAGUGGAAUGAUUGUCAAGAGCACGCCUGAGAAUUCCCUAUUCAAUAUAUUAUGGUAAACCAAAAGACCCCCACACCGAACACCCAGAAAACUAAACACGAGUUAAUUGUGGAAAUAUCAACCCCAAUCCAAAUUUAUAUAGAAUAUUUUAUACAUGCAAACAUAUACAUAUUGUAAAGAGAAAACAGUAACUAAACCCAAUCAGCAAUUUCCAAGAAUUGUAUGUAAAUAGUUUAUGAUAUUUAAAUCUGUAAACAAAUUAUUUUGUUACGAACUUUGUACUAUUCCUAUAAUUUAAUGGCAAGGACGAUCCUCUGCAAUCUCCUCGGCCACGUUAUGUUGUUUUGUUUUCUUUUUCGCAUUCAAGUGUUGUUCACAAUAUGUUUUUGGAAAAUACGUAGUUAAAUGAAAGCUAAAUUGCAAUUAAAAGCAAAUACAAUAAAAAUAUUGAAAAUAAA